Messenger RNA from Homo sapiens (human), 3535 nucleotides. RefSeq names its product TNF receptor superfamily member 10d (gene TNFRSF10D). Gene Ontology annotation, cellular component: membrane. The record is from RefSeq and is marked reviewed. The transcript is spliced from 9 exons. Gene Ontology annotation, molecular function: TRAIL binding. NCBI's taxonomy places the organism in Eukaryota, Metazoa, Chordata, Mammalia, Primates, Hominidae. The coding region runs from base 93 to 1253 and encodes 386 amino acids.
AGUGUAGCUGCGAGAACCUUUGCACGCGCACAAACUACGGGGACGAUUUCUGAUUGAUUUUUGGCGCUUUCGAUCCACCCUCCUCCCUUCUCAUGGGACUUUGGGGACAAAGCGUCCCGACCGCCUCGAGCGCUCGAGCAGGGCGCUAUCCAGGAGCCAGGACAGCGUCGGGAACCAGACCAUGGCUCCUGGACCCCAAGAUCCUUAAGUUCGUCGUCUUCAUCGUCGCGGUUCUGCUGCCGGUCCGGGUUGACUCUGCCACCAUCCCCCGGCAGGACGAAGUUCCCCAGCAGACAGUGGCCCCACAGCAACAGAGGCGCAGCCUCAAGGAGGAGGAGUGUCCAGCAGGAUCUCAUAGAUCAGAAUAUACUGGAGCCUGUAACCCGUGCACAGAGGGUGUGGAUUACACCAUUGCUUCCAACAAUUUGCCUUCUUGCCUGCUAUGUACAGUUUGUAAAUCAGGUCAAACAAAUAAAAGUUCCUGUACCACGACCAGAGACACCGUGUGUCAGUGUGAAAAAGGAAGCUUCCAGGAUAAAAACUCCCCUGAGAUGUGCCGGACGUGUAGAACAGGGUGUCCCAGAGGGAUGGUCAAGGUCAGUAAUUGUACGCCCCGGAGUGACAUCAAGUGCAAAAAUGAAUCAGCUGCCAGUUCCACUGGGAAAACCCCAGCAGCGGAGGAGACAGUGACCACCAUCCUGGGGAUGCUUGCCUCUCCCUAUCACUACCUUAUCAUCAUAGUGGUUUUAGUCAUCAUUUUAGCUGUGGUUGUGGUUGGCUUUUCAUGUCGGAAGAAAUUCAUUUCUUACCUCAAAGGCAUCUGCUCAGGUGGUGGAGGAGGUCCCGAACGUGUGCACAGAGUCCUUUUCCGGCGGCGUUCAUGUCCUUCACGAGUUCCUGGGGCGGAGGACAAUGCCCGCAACGAGACCCUGAGUAACAGAUACUUGCAGCCCACCCAGGUCUCUGAGCAGGAAAUCCAAGGUCAGGAGCUGGCAGAGCUAACAGGUGUGACUGUAGAGUUGCCAGAGGAGCCACAGCGUCUGCUGGAACAGGCAGAAGCUGAAGGGUGUCAGAGGAGGAGGCUGCUGGUUCCAGUGAAUGACGCUGACUCCGCUGACAUCAGCACCUUGCUGGAUGCCUCGGCAACACUGGAAGAAGGACAUGCAAAGGAAACAAUUCAGGACCAACUGGUGGGCUCCGAAAAGCUCUUUUAUGAAGAAGAUGAGGCAGGCUCUGCUACGUCCUGCCUGUGAAAGAAUCUCUUCAGGAAACCAGAGCUUCCCUCAUUUACCUUUUCUCCUACAAAGGGAAGCAGCCUGGAAGAAACAGUCCAGUACUUGACCCAUGCCCCAACAAACUCUACUAUCCAAUAUGGGGCAGCUUACCAAUGGUCCUAGAACUUUGUUAACGCACUUGGAGUAAUUUUUAUGAAAUACUGCGUGUGAUAAGCAAACGGGAGAAAUUUAUAUCAGAUUCUUGGCUGCAUAGUUAUACGAUUGUGUAUUAAGGGUCGUUUUAGGCCACAUGCGGUGGCUCAUGCCUGUAAUCCCAGCACUUUGAUAGGCUGAGGCAGGUGGAUUGCUUGAGCUCGGGAGUUUGAGACCAGCCUCAUCAACACAGUGAAACUCCAUCUCAAUUUAAAAAGAAAAAAAGUGGUUUUAGGAUGUCAUUCUUUGCAGUUCUUCAUCAUGAGACAAGUCUUUUUUUCUGCUUCUUAUAUUGCAAGCUCCAUCUCUACUGGUGUGUGCAUUUAAUGACAUCUAACUACAGAUGCCGCACAGCCACAAUGCUUUGCCUUAUAGUUUUUUAACUUUAGAACGGGAUUAUCUUGUUAUUACCUGUAUUUUCAGUUUCGGAUAUUUUUGACUUAAUGAUGAGAUUAUCAAGACGUAGCCCUAUGCUAAGUCAUGAGCAUAUGGACUUACGAGGGUUCGACUUAGAGUUUUGAGCUUUAAGAUAGGAUUAUUGGGGCUUACCCCCACCUUAAUUAGAGAAACAUUUAUAUUGCUUACUACUGUAGGCUGUACAUCUCUUUUCCGAUUUUUGUAUAAUGAUGUAAACAUGGAAAAACUUUAGGAAAUGCACUUAUUAGGCUGUUUACAUGGGUUGCCUGGAUACAAAUCAGCAGUCAAAAAUGACUAAAAAUAUAACUAGUGACGGAGGGAGAAAUCCUCCCUCUGUGGGAGGCACUUACUGCAUUCCAGUUCUCCCUCCUGCGCCCUGAGACUGGACCAGGGUUUGAUGGCUGGCAGCUUCUCAAGGGGCAGCUUGUCUUACUUGUUAAUUUUAGAGGUAUAUAGCCAUAUUUAUUUAUAAAUAAAUAUUUAUUUAUUUAUUUAUAAGUAGAUGUUUACAUAUGCCCAGGAUUUUGAAGAGCCUGGUAUCUUUGGGAAGCCAUGUGUCUGGUUUGUCGUGCUGGGACAGUCAUGGGACUGCAUCUUCCGACUUGUCCACAGCAGAUGAGGACAGUGAGAAUUAAGUUAGAUCCGAGACUGCGAAGAGCUUCUCUUUCAAGCGCCAUUACAGUUGAACGUUAGUGAAUCUUGAGCCUCAUUUGGGCUCAGGGCAGAGCAGGUGUUUAUCUGCCCCGGCAUCUGCCAUGGCAUCAAGAGGGAAGAGUGGACGGUGCUUGGGAAUGGUGUGAAAUGGUUGCCGACUCAGGCAUGGAUGGGCCCCUCUCGCUUCUGGUGGUCUGUGAACUGAGUCCCUGGGAUGCCUUUUAGGGCAGAGAUUCCUGAGCUGCGUUUUAGGGUACAGAUUCCCUGUUUGAGGAGCUUGGCCCCUCUGUAAGCAUCUGACUCAUCUCAGAGAUAUCAAUUCUUAAACACUGUGACAACAGGAUCUAAAAUGGCUGACACAUUUGUCCUUGUGUCACGUUCCAUUAUUUUAUUUAAAAACCUCAGUAAUCGUUUUAGCUUCUUUCCAGCAAACUCUUCUCCACAGUAGCCCAGUCGUGGUAGGAUAAAUUACGGAUAUAGUCAUUCUAGGGGUUUCAGUCUUUUCCAUCUCAAGGCAUUGUGUGUUUUGUUCCGGGACUGGUUUGGCUGGGACAAAGUUAGAACUGCCUGAAGUUCGCACAUUCAGAUUGUUGUGUCCAUGGAGUUUUAGGAGGGGAUGGCCUUUCCGGUCUUCGCACUUCCAUCCUCUCCCACUUCCAUCUGGCGUCCCACACCUUGUCCCCUGCACUUCUGGAUGACACAGGGUGCUGCUGCCUCCUAGUCUUUGCCUUUGCUGGGCCUUCUGUGCAGGAGACUUGGUCUCAAAGCUCAGAGAGAGCCAGUCCGGUCCCAGCUCCUUUGUCCCUUCCUCAGAGGCCUUCCUUGAAGAUGCAUCUAGACUACCAGCCUUAUCAGUGUUUAAGCUUAUUCCUUUAACAUAAGCUUCCUGACAACAUGAAAUUGUUGGGGUUUUUUGGCGUUGGUUGAUUUGUUUAGGUUUUGCUUUAUACCCGGGCCAAAUAGCACAUAACACCUGGUUAUAUAUGAAAUACUCAUAUGUUUAUGACCAAAAUAAAUAUGAAACCUCAUAUUAAAAA